AUGACGACCUCCAAACACUUUACGAAAGCUCUACCACACAAAGACGCUACUCAAUGGUGUCUCGCGCUCGCCGAAGAAGCUGGCCAGCCUGAUCCUGUUAUACGAGCGGCCCCAACAGGUGUUGCUGCUUUCAGUAUUGCAGAGACUACUCUGCACUCCGAUCAGCCUUGCUGCCACCCAUUCCUAUUGCUCAAUCAACAAGAGACUGUUUCGUGCUACCUCACCGAGGGCGAUAUCGCCUUCCUAAAUAGGAGAAUCCAAUGGAUGAUGAAGAAUCAACAAAGAGGCUUGCUAUACCUGAAUAUCGACCUCUACACCGCAAAGCUAUUCGUAUUCGUCGACGGAUCCUUCGCAAAUAACAAGGACUGUAACUCCCAGAUUGGUUUCCUGAUUAUCCUAGCAACUGAGGACAAAUCAGGGGGCUCCUUCCAAAUUCAAGGGAACCUUAUCACAGCGAGCUCUACGAAGUGCAAGCGUGUGACCCGAUCAGUCCUCGCUUCGGAGACCUAUAGGAUGGUUUCAGGCCUGGACAUUGCUAUUUGCGUGGCCACUACACUCAACAUGGUGACCAGCAAACUACAACCCCCGGAAGUUCCCAUAAUCGUUUGCACCGAUUCCUAUUCCUUGUACGAAUGCUUGGUAAAGCUUGGGACCACGAAAGAGAAGACGCUAAUGAUUGAUAUCAUGGCCCUUCGCCAAUCAUACGAAAGACGAGAGCUUGCCGCAUCGCAAAAGAGAAAACCUCGAGUGUGGGAAUGCUGGACUGAGGAAUGGGAUUGGGCCUUGGCAAUCACGUGUAGCAGCCUUGGCACCUACCACUACAUGUACCUACCUUACCGGUAG
This is a messenger RNA of Drepanopeziza brunnea f. sp. 'multigermtubi' MB_m1, 843 nucleotides long. The record is from RefSeq and is a predicted model, not a curated record. Lineage: Eukaryota; Fungi; Ascomycota; Leotiomycetes; Helotiales; Drepanopezizaceae.